GUUGUUUCUCACAAGAAGCUCGACUCACCGGUGCUCAGAGCCUGUCAGGUUCGACAGUCAGCACACAGGAUGUAAAGGAUGUAGUACCAUGUGUUUUGAUACUCGACUACUUCCUUCCAACUCGGUUUUAACGUACUUAACGUACCAGCCAUUAGGUACAACGGUUUGAUUUUUGCGCAAAUUCGGUCCGGUUUUGUUUUGUGUAUUGGCAGUGAAAUUUUGGUGAAAAUUCGUGGUUUUUCUGGUUCAGUUUGGAUGUUUCAGUGAGGAUCACAUGUCAACAAACGACUACACGACAAAAUGAAGACACACCUGCUAAUCACCACAUAUCUGGCAAUUCUAACCCCCCACACCUUCGGCGAUCUAGUGGAAGAUUAUGUGAAACACGUGGAAAAAGUGAACAGUCAAAAAACAGACAAAUUUCGGACUUUCAGUGAAUUUGAUCGGGCUUCAGAACUUAGAGGAAGAUUGAGGAGUAGACGUAGAAGACACGCGUUUGAUCCUGAGUUAGAUCAGUGGACUCAUUCGGAAGUGCUGGACAAGGAAGGCGCUGUAGUACUCAGAUGGCAGCCUAGGCACCAGGAGAUUCUGUUCAGGGUUGAGGCCAGGACUAGGGGAUACAUUGGGAUAGGUUUUAGCCCCAAUGGAGGCAUGGAGGAUGCUGAUAUCGUCAUAGGUUGGGUUGACGACAGGAAUGGAAGGGCUUUCCUACAUGACUGCCAUGGAGUGCCCAAGGGGCAAGGGUCCUCCCCGAUCAGGGACGAAGUAGACAACUACACCCUGGAGAAGGGGAUGCAGAACGAAACCCAUACAGUCCUGGAGUUUCGAAGGGCCUUGGACACUUGCGACAUUCACGAUUAUGUCUUGAAUGCUGAUACAGUCAGAGUGAUAUGGGCCAUGAGAGAAUCGGACCCUCAAUUCGAAGGAGACAUGGUCUACCACGGCGAAUCCAGAGGCUCCCAAAGCCUCCAUCUCCUUGGUCCUCCGCCGGUCAAGCGUACAGAGAAUAGAAACGUCAAAUACUGGGACAUAACCCUAGAGAACUUUGAGGUGAAGCCCAACAUGAACACGAUAUACUGGUGCAAAGUUUUCAAAGCGCCUCAGUUGGACAGUAAACACCACAUCAUUGGUUACGAGCCGCUCAUAGGACCAAACCACACUAACUUCGUGCAUCACAUGAUCGUCCACGAGUGCCAGUUGGGGCCGAAUGGUAACAACCAAAGAUGGGAAGCCUUCGCUCAGCAGACUGGUCAAUUAUGCUACGGUCAACACAUGCCACUCGAGUGGGACAAAUGUCUAACUCCCCUAGUAGCAUGGGCGAUAGGAGCUAAAGGAGAGAAUUUUCCUCCAGCCGUUGGGGUACCAAUAGGUCAACAGAGGAACUCGUACUACAUGCUGGAGAUCCAUUACGAUAAUCCCCAGAUGAAGAAAGCGAGAGAUACGUCGGGGUUAAGGCUGCACUACACGAGUGAACUGAGGCCCAACGACGGUGGAAUCAUGAUAGCGGGGGUGGCUCUGUCUAACUUGCACUUCAUCCCUCCAAAGCAGAAGGAAUAUAAGACAGCUGGGUAUUGCAGCACGGAGUGUACUAGAGAGGUCUUUCCAAAAGAAGGUGUGAACGUGGCUUCUGUGAUGCUGCAUUCCCACCUGGCUGGAAGAAAGUUGAAGCUUCGCCACAUCAGGGCGGGAAAGGAACUGCCUCCAUUAGCUCAGGACAACCACUACGACUUCAACUACCAACAAUCCAGGGCUCUCUUCCAAAACGCAGUGAUACUACCAGGAGAUGGUCUCAUAACCGAAUGCUCUUACUCGACGGUCGACAGGACACAACCAACACUGGGAGGAUACUCAACCAAAGAAGAAAUGUGCCUAGCUUUUAUCCUGCACUACCCAAGAACCGAAUUGGCUGGAUGUUACUCAAUGCCACCAAUCCAGUACUUCUUCCAAAACCUAGGGGUCAAGGAAUUCUACGGAAAAAAUAUGACAGAAAUUGAGACUUUGUUCCUUCAGGGAGGGAGUGACACAGCCCAAUCCACUUCUACAACCACCAGUCCACUAUUCGGCUACAGUCCAGGAGACGAAAUGUCACCAGAGGCCAACAGGAGGGCUGUGGUGGCCUUGCAGAACGCCAGAGAUUACAGCAUAGACCUGCACAGUCAGCAGAGUAGGAACUUGUUCGAUGAGCUUAUAAUAAAGGAGCCUCAGGAGUUCCAAAAUAAGAGUUUCACCACCCACCUACAGAAUAUCCCGUAUAGCGAACCUCUGUUGACGAAGAAAAUGGAGGAGUAUUUCUAUACGGGGCUGCACUUGACCUUCUGCAGGAAGAGGGAUGAUUCUCUAGCUAUUAAAGAGACAGUAGAAAAAUUCCCGAAUUUCUCUGUAUACGUGAACAGGGAGAAACAGAGCCAGUGCAGUUACAGAAACAGGAAAACUGUAAUGGUGGCAGGUUCUUCCACAAGCUUCAGACCAAAUAUUAUUUUAGGAUUUUUAUUUAUUGUAUGUAGCGUUGUAAUUUAUUUCUAGCUGUUGAAUGUUGAAUAAAAUUGUACAUAAUUGA
Molecule: messenger RNA, 2557 nt
Organism: Coccinella septempunctata (seven-spotted ladybird)
Lineage: Eukaryota; Metazoa; Arthropoda; Insecta; Coleoptera; Coccinellidae
Product: MOXD1 homolog 1
Exons: 10
Coding region: 301-2523 (740 amino acids)
Biological process (GO): norepinephrine biosynthetic process; dopamine catabolic process; octopamine biosynthetic process
Cellular component (GO): secretory granule membrane
Molecular function (GO): dopamine beta-monooxygenase activity; copper ion binding
Source: RefSeq, a predicted model, not a curated record